AGCAAAACGCAGCAUAAGCAGUGUGUGACAGCCACUUCCACUGUCUAACUGGACGCAACAGCCAUGGAUUCAUCACCCGCCGCUGCUGAGGAUGCAGGACUGACAAGGCGAGACGACGAAGGCAACGGCGAUGCGAGGAUGGAGAGGAGCGGGAGCGUCCGCAGAGAUCUGGGACUGGAGUGGGCGAUCAGGCGAGAGCAAAUGGACAGCAACAUCAGGCUUUUACUUCAAAAGAACCUGGAGAUACGACGAGAAAUCAGGAAACUUGAAAGACUGAAAAAAAUAAUAGAGCAGGAGUGUGAGAAGACGCCGGCCAUCGGGGUGGAGAAGGGCUCGGAGGAAGAGGAGGGAAACAGACAAGAGGCCGGAGCAGCGGACCCGGAAGGCAGUGUUGAUGAAGAUGAAGAUGAAGAUGAAAAUGAGGCGAUGGUUAUGCACCACUGGGCGAUUUGCAAACUUAAGAUUCUGGUGUCCAGUUUCGGCAUCAUCACUAGCUUGUGGAGUCUGGGCAACAACACAAUAGAGGAGAGUGACGACGACGACGACGAAGAGCAAGACAACGAGGAGUCGGACGAGACGCUGGAAGAGGAAGAGGCGAUUUUCGUCAAAAAGAAAGAGGAGAGUGCUGAGUGUCUGGACCCGGCGGUGUGAAGUGUUUCCCCGGGCGGGCCGAGAGUCAGGGACAUCUGAGGCCAGAGGAAACCCUCUCCUGAACCUUAAAACUGUAAACUGACAAAACGUCUCAACCACAUGUUUUUUUUGUGUGUGUGUAUGUGUGUAAUAAAGAUUU
This is a messenger RNA of Myripristis murdjan (pinecone soldierfish), 790 nucleotides long. Its product is annotated as nucleolar complex protein 2 homolog. The transcript is spliced from 3 exons. The record is from RefSeq and is a predicted model, not a curated record. Bases 64 to 651 code for a protein of 195 amino acids. NCBI's taxonomy places the organism in Eukaryota, Metazoa, Chordata, Actinopteri, Holocentriformes, Holocentridae.